AGGACUACACCCAAGCGCCUGUCCGGUUGCAGCGGCUCCUCUUCGUUGCCUAGACCAGAAGAAAGCCGGGACGUAACGGUGCCGGGGGGGUUUUGCUUGCUGGAGGCCCGUGUAACCACCGAUAAAUACAGCUUUCUCACAGUUUCUUCGUCGUUCAAGUGGCGAUCGUGACUUAGCUUACUUUUUUCACCUUAAAACUAAUUUCACAAACAUGUCCUGGCAAAGCUACGUGGACAACCUGAUGGCCGAUGGCAGCUGCCAGGACGCGGCCAUUGUUGGGUAUGCGGACGCCAAAUAUGUCUGGGCAUCUUUUGUCGGCGGUACCUUUGCCAACAUAACGCCUGAAGAAAUCGACGUGUUAGUAGGAAAGGACCGAGAGGGAUUCUUCACCAGUGGGCUGACCCUGGGCAAUAAAAAGUGCUCCGUAAUCAGAGACAGCCUCCAAAUUGACAACGACUGGACAAUGGACAUCCGAACAAAGAGUCAAGGAGGAGAGCCCACAUACAAUGUUUCUGUAGGCAGAGCAGCCAAAGCAUUGGUUAUUGUCAUGGGGAAGGAAGGUGUCCAUGGAGGGCAGCUCAACAAGAAAGCAUUUCAGAUGUCUGAGUACCUGAGGAAGUCCGGAUACUAAAGCAGCCUGUACCCAGCUACCUAGCAGCUCACCCUUACCACCCUGUUGCAUUUCACACUACUCCAGUCCUAGUUUGUAGUUUUGUUUUUCUGCCUUCUCUUCUCCCCAUUUGUUAUCUCUGUUUGCUGUUUUCUUUUUUUUUUUUUUCCCCUUGUCAUUUCCCCCAACCCACUCACCCCCCCUCCCACUCAAAGCACUUGCUCUGUGUACUCUUUAAUACCCCUCUAAGCACUCUUGAGUUGAUCCAUAGCAAAGAUGAGCAUGUUGCUAACAGGAUGUCAUGACAAAUUUGUACUUAAAGACCAGCAAAAAAAAAAAAUUUCUCGCUGAACACUCAGAGUUAAGGCUUUAGUGUUUAAUUUGAAGCUUAUUCUUUUUAUUUUUUUUCGUCCACAUUAGUGCCCAUCACUUAAUCACACACACUCCCUCCCCGAGCAGCCGAUGCCUUUGGAGCACUAAAGCUCGUCACGUCUUCCUCUGUCGUUGCCCCCACCCACCCCUCCACGUCCUGGCGGGGAGACUGUGCGCAUAUCUCGGACCACCGUCGCUCCCCUCUCUGAUCCAUCACUACAGAUCCACCCCAAAGUCCCUCUUGCCAAAUUUUCACUUCCUCCCUCCCUGCUUCCCCCUUCCUGUUCAAAUCAAGCAAACACUAAACCUCACUGGGCAGUCUUCAAACACUACUCGCCACUCCAGCUCCCAUCCUGUCAGAUAUCACCCCUUAAUCUGUGUUUUUUAAAACAAAAAAUGCGAGGAUACUCUGGGGCAUCACUAUUUGAUCUUGGCGAGAUCAGCCCCCCUCCACUCCCCUGUAGAUCAUCUCGAGCCCACAGUGGAUAGUAAGAAGGGAUCCAACUGAGGACUUUUGUGAUCACCUCUGUCCUUCCAAAGGUGGUGGUGGUGUGGGACUCUCCUCCUGGCAUAGCAGCCCUCCCCUAUUACACGAAAAAUGAAAACCCACGGACAUUCCACAGUAACAACGGCUCAGGCACUUAAUACUUUUGUUUGCCAGCUCCUGUAAUGUAUAUUCUUUAAUUUCUUUUUGUUUUCUUUUUAAAGGCUGCCUUUUUUUUCUCUCUCUCUUUUUUGGACAGACAUCCCAGCAUAUAACCAUCUGGAGUGUGUCCAGUUUGAAUUUCUUUUUCUUUAUAUAGGACCAAGUAUAGUUGAAGGUCGGGUAUUUGUACACUCGCUCUAAAUCAUGUGAAGGAUGGCUGCUUUUUAUUCUUUCUGAUGAAGGAAACACUAACCAGACAGUAAUACUAAAGUUUAAAAAAAAAAAAAGAAGAAGCAUCAGUGGAGGUAAGGGUGGGAGUUUAUGAAGAAAAUGAUCAUUAGGUUUUGUUUUUUUUUUCUCUUAGAAGAAACACACAACUGCAUUUCAGCAGCCCCAUGCUGUGUUGACAACUAUAAUACUGUGGAAUAAAUUGCCUUCUCUCUAGUCAGUUGAGCUCUGGGGAAUCAGUCUGUCCACGCUCAGCACUGCUAACAACGUCCAAGUGGGGGGAAUAAAAAAAAAAAAUAAAAGUAGAAAUGACUCUUAAUGGGAGAUGGGAUUAGUUGGAACAAAGACGCUCAUGGCUGUCUUGUCGAAACUUUAACUGCAGAACCUGUGUAUCCUGUGCCAUAACGUAGAGAGAUCUGUUGCUGUUGUAAAACGGAUUUUUACCCACUGUCCAUGAAGGGGUCAUUUCAUUGGCACUUUUUUUUUUUUUCUUUAUUUUUCUAGCUUCAGCUCCACUGUUUAGGCCUUGUGGGAUAUGUGUACUCAUUAAAAAAGGAAAAAAAAAGAAGAAAAAAAAAACCUGUUUCAAGUCCUGUUUGCCGGUCUAUUCAUUUUCUUUCCUCACCACUUUUUUUUUUUUUUUUUUUUUUUUUCCUCUUCUUACAUCUGGGAUACAGUCUCUUUAAUGCAUUUGAUUUCAUAUGCAUAAAACCAAGAAAUGCCAUAAAUUGAUUUAUCACCUUGUUUACAGACAGAUCAAAUAAAUUUAUUCCAACCAGA
Molecule: messenger RNA, 2636 nt
Organism: Oreochromis niloticus (Nile tilapia)
Lineage: Eukaryota; Metazoa; Chordata; Actinopteri; Cichliformes; Cichlidae
Product: profilin-2
Exons: 3
Coding region: 212-631 (139 amino acids)
Biological process (GO): actin cytoskeleton organization; positive regulation of actin filament bundle assembly; regulation of actin filament polymerization
Cellular component (GO): cytoplasm
Molecular function (GO): actin binding
Source: RefSeq, a predicted model, not a curated record